AUGUGGGGCCAGUCUUGGGAAAAUAUUUUAGACUUGACCAUACCGUAUCCGGGAAAAAAUUAUUUGGAUGUUACACCACAAAUGAUCAAACAGGGAUACACACCAGCUGCAAUGUUUAGAGUGGCAGAAGAAUUUUUCAUAUCGUUAAACAUGAGUUCAAUGCCUCAAUCUUUUUGGGCCAAUUCAGUCGUAGAGGAACUUCCAGGACAGCCUAUAAUUUGUCAACCUUCUGCUUGGGAUUUUUGCAACAGACAAGAUUAUAGGAUUAAAAUGUGCACCCAAGUCAAUAUGAAAGAUUUUAUCACUGUUCAUCAUGAAAUGGCUCAUGUACAAUAUUUUUUGAAUUACAAAAAACAACCAAAGGUGUAUCGUGAUGGUGCCAAUCCAGGAUUCCACGAAGCUCUAAGCGAGGCAAUAUCGCUCUCUGUGUCAACCCCAAAGCAUUUGCAAACGUUGGGACUGAUAUUGAACUCUGUUGAUGACAUUCCCCAUAACAUAAACUAUUUGUUUGGAUUGGCGAUGGACAAGCUUACAUUUUUGCCUUUCAGCUUGGCACUCGACUUAUGGCGGUGGGAUAUAUUCAAAGGGACCACGCACAAGGAGAGAUACAAUUGCCAUUGGUGGGAUUUACGAGAACGACUUGGCGGUGUCAAGCCUCCAGUACUCCGGUCCGAAACAGAUUUCGAUCCGGGAUCAAAAUAUCACGUGCCCGCCAACAUUCCUUACAUUGGGUAA
Molecule: messenger RNA, 735 nt
Organism: Macrosiphum euphorbiae (potato aphid)
Lineage: Eukaryota; Metazoa; Arthropoda; Insecta; Hemiptera; Aphididae
Source: the annotation of a GenBank genome assembly